Molecule: messenger RNA, 1012 nt
Organism: Diatraea saccharalis (sugarcane borer)
Lineage: Eukaryota; Metazoa; Arthropoda; Insecta; Lepidoptera; Crambidae
Source: the annotation of a GenBank genome assembly
AUGAGAUUCGCCAAUAUUUUUUUUCUGACCGUGUCUUGGAUGACAUUGGCGGACUGCAAACAAUACAGAUUCGACUACGAGUACAAAAAAGAGGCUGGUGGCUGGCUGAAGUACCAUCCAGUACCGGCCACCUUCACGGAUGCGUUCCUGAGAUGUCAUGCUGAAGGGUCAGUGGUAGCAUCUCCGCUAAAUGAAAAUCUUCAGCGUGCCAUGGUGGAUCUAUUUAAAGGGCGCAGUGACACUUGUGGCAUCUUCACGGGUAUACACGCAACAUUAUCUAAGGGAGAUUUUUCUUCCAUCGAAGGAGUUCCAUUAUCUAAUAUACCCAUUGAAUGGGCACCCAAUGAACCAGACAACUAUGGGAACAACGAAGACUGCAUCAUCAUGGUGAAUAAUGGCACCCUGGCUGACGUCCGCUGCAAUGACACUUUCCCCUAUAUUUGCUAUAACAAGAAGACAGCUGGUCCGGUUUUAUCACCUUGUGGAACCAUGGACCCAGAGGGAGGACACCUGGCCAUCAUCAAUAGUGCCGUCGAAGUGCAGGUCAUCAAAGACCUCUUCUCUAAAUACCCGAGCGGUAAAAUUAUAUCAAGAUUCAAAGAUCUCGCCUCCAUUGGCUACUAUGACUGGGGCGAACACGGUGUUUGGUACACAGUUCAUGGUCAAUCUCUCGUGGAAGCUGGAUAUUCAACCUUUUCAAGCGGUCAGCCAGACAAUAACACUAACUAUGAUAACGGCUCAUUUUGCGGCGGGGUGUAUCGCACUGGUCUACUAGACGACGUUUGGUGUAGUGGUGCCCUAAUGCCAUUCAUAUGUGAAAAAGAAUCUAGUAGCUUAUAAGUUGAUAGAUAAUAAAGAUUCGCAUUCUCAUCUCUUUUUUAUUUUAUAAUUUUGUCUGCUUACCAACCUUCGCAAUGCUUUUUUAUAAUACAGGACCGGUGCUCUAGGUGGUUCAAUUUCUUCUUUUUUUGCCCGUCUGAACGCAAUUACCCAAUAACAUAUUUGCUAUAAU